Messenger RNA from Molossus molossus (Pallas's mastiff bat), 2472 nucleotides. RefSeq names its product mucin 15, cell surface associated (gene MUC15). The transcript has 4 exons. Bases 190 to 1179 code for a protein of 329 amino acids. The record is from RefSeq and is a predicted model, not a curated record. NCBI's taxonomy places the organism in Eukaryota, Metazoa, Chordata, Mammalia, Chiroptera, Molossidae.
UCCACCUAAUUUUGUUUCUCUGGCACCCUCUUGCUUAGUGGGACGUGGUCACACUUAACCCCUCUGCUUUCUCUAAUGCCCGGCAGACUCAUUUUAGCCAGGACAGCUGUGAUAUUUCAGUUCCUGUUUGUAAACACCUCCUAGAGCUGAAGAUUCCCCUGAAUAACACCAAUACCAAAAAAGGCUACAAUGUUGACCUCAGCCCAAAUUCUGCUGAUUUUAACCUUGUUUAGUUUACUACUGUUUGUAAGCCAUGGGGAAGAAAGUCUGGAAGUAAACACAACAGCAAACAUUGCAGAUGGCUUAAAAAAUAUGACAAAAGAAUAUGUUCCUUCAAAAAGAGAAGGAGAAUUCAACUUCAAUGAAGAAAAUAGAGAAACUUCCAAUCCCAAUGCAAGUAAUUCCUCUCUUUGGGAUGAAUCAAAUGAAAGUUAUGGAACAACAGAUGUUGUGGAUAAUUUGACCACAGCCUUUUCCAGGAGUCCAAGACCCACGCCCACAUCCUCCAAAAGCUCUCCCUCGGUCCCCAGCGUGGUGUCUGGAUUGCCUUGGAACUCAUCUGUAGGUGAAAGUUCUCUGUCCAGCUCAGCACUUCCCAAUGCUACAUCUGCUGAAUCUUCAGAAACGUUCACUUGGUCUUUGGACAAUGAUACCAUGAAAACUGACAACAGUUCCAUUACAGUUAGCAUCCUCCCUUCGGCACCAACCAUCACUGUGAACCCCAUGACAAUGGAACCAGGUGAAUGGCUUAACACUACCAGUGAGAGCUGGGCGGGGUUUACCCCCUAUCAAGAGAGGACUCUACAGCCCACCUUAAAAUUCACCAACAAUUCAAAAAUCUUUCCAAAUACAUCAGACCCCCAAGAAGAGAACAGAAAUACAGGAGUAGUAUUUGGGGCCAUUUUAGGUGCUAUCCUGGGUGCUUCCUUGCUUAGUCUUGUUGGCUACUUGUUAUGUGGAAAAAGGAAAAUGAAUUCAUUUUCCCAUCGGCGACUUUAUGAUGAUAGGAAUGAACCAGUUCUGCGAUUAGACAAUGCACCGGAACCUUAUGAUGUGAGUUUUGGGAAUGCUAGUUAUUACAGCUCAACUGUGAAUGACUCAUCCAUGCCAGCAGGACAAGAAAGUGCACGUGAUGGCAUUCCUAUGGAUGACAUACCUCCACUUCGUACCUCAGUAUAAAAAACGGGGGAAAAGGUUUGGCAAGUGUUUACCUACAUCCUGGCCUUUUCACCAACCCAUCUUCCAAAAGCUGAAGCAAGAUGACUGUCAUGUGGCUUGUGCCAAGAAGAACUGUAAAAGCCUGAACCUAGUAGCAGAAACAUAAAGACAGGAUAUAUCAUCCACAAAGUUUCCUUUCUUGACAUUUUUGGCUGUGCUGAAGUAUCUAUUGAGUAACCUCAAUUUGUAUUUUGGUCUGUUUUUUCCUCAGAAAGAAAUGUUUGUGGAAUCACAUGAGACUAAACAAUUUCACCUUGAUUGCCCUGCUUGAUAAUUUAAUUUAAAAUCCCUUCAAUGAAAAUAGACAACCAAAACUACAUUUUUACUUUUUUUUUUUUUUUUGACAAAAAUCAAUGGAUUGACUGUUACUGCUCCCCUGUAAUCCUAACACCAUGCAUCACGGUUGACAUUCUGGUUGAAGGAAUGCUGGAAGUAAAAAUAUUUGUUCUUUAAUUUUUUGACUUAAAGCUGGAAAGAAUAUAUGGGACAGAACUUCUGUUUCUGAGAAAUUUAGAGAAUGGGAGUGAAAGACCUGUCUUCUAGUACAUUUUAUUUUUCUGCAUUAGCACUUAUAUGGUCAGUCCCUUUAACUGCUAAGUUGACAAUAACUUUGCAUUCAACAGGGUUGUGAGGAAAGCUUACCCUAAUCAAGAAAGUAAUUGCCUUUCUUCAAAGGAUGGGGGAUUCCAAAAGUAAAUCUGUCUGAUUUACUUUAGGCAUUAAUUAAUUGGGUACUUUAAAAACUCAGUGAGAAAAGUAGUGAAAAAAGUCAGCCAAAGCAUGUACCUGUACAUAAUUUUUACAAUUUUAAGAUGUUAGAUAGGGACAGAAUUUAUAUGUGUAGUAGGCAUUAAUACAUGAUAGUCAAUCAUAUGGAAUAGAUUCUGCAUCUCUAAAUAUAUAAAAAAUAAGGUUAAAAUAGAUUAAUGGAAAUGUUAAGCAAACAAAAUUAUCUGAGCAUCAGUUUCAAGAGAGAAAAUAACAAGAAGCUUAACUUGGAAUUUAGCAUGUUUCAGUUUGUUAUUAAUUACCAUCUGCUUUUGGCAGGAAAAAAUAUUCAUUAGUACAGGAAGGUCUGAGCUGUAGGGAUUAGAGAAUUAGAUCAAGAGAUAAAUUCCCAAAGAAGCAGUGAAUGUGUGAAGAGGGCAAACAAAGCAAGAGACUUUGUUGAAUUGAUACAUGUUGUGUGUGCGCACGUGUGUGUGUGUGUGUGUGUGUGUGUGUCUGUGUAUAAAGAAAUACAGUAAUAGCCUC